Messenger RNA from Oncorhynchus tshawytscha (Chinook salmon), 666 nucleotides. RefSeq names its product pro-cathepsin H. The transcript is spliced from 7 exons. Gene Ontology annotation, biological process: immune response. The record is from RefSeq and is a predicted model, not a curated record. The annotation marks the transcript as partial. Gene Ontology annotation, molecular function: cysteine-type endopeptidase activity. Gene Ontology annotation, cellular component: lysosome. Lineage: Eukaryota; Metazoa; Chordata; Actinopteri; Salmoniformes; Salmonidae.
UGACAUGUUGUAACUUUCCUUUUCCCAGUGGGACUGAAUCAGUUUUCUGACAUGUUGUAACUUUCCUUUUCCCAGUGGGACUGAAUCAGUUUUCUGACAUGUUGUAACUUUCCUUUUCCCAGUGGGACUGAAUCAGUUUUCUGACAUGUUGUAACUUUCCUUUUCCCAGUGGGACUGAAUCAGUUUUCUGACAUGAGCUUUGCAGAGUUUCGGAAGACUUUCCUCCUGACUGAACCUCAGAACUGCUCUGCCACCAAAUGGAGUCACAUCAGCAGCCAUGGGCCAUAUCCUGGUUCUGUGGACUGGAGAGAGAAGGGAAACUAUGUGUCACCUGUCAAAUAUCAGGGUCAUUGUGGAAGCUACUGGACCUUCUCCACUACCGGCUGUCUUGAGUCUGUUACCGCUAUAGCUACUGGAAAACUCCCACUUCUGUCUGAGCAGCAACUGGUGGACUGUGCUCAAGACUUCAACAAUCACGGAUGUAUGGGGGGACUCCCAAGCCAGGCGUUUGAGUAUGUUAAAUACAACAAUGGACUCAUGACCGAAGAUGACUAUCCUUACAUGGAUGGCUCUUGCAAUUUCAAGCCCGAGUUGGCAGCUGCCUUCGUGAAAGAUGUUGUCAACAUAACAAGUUAUGACGAAAAGGGCAUGGUUGAUGCUGUGGCC